Messenger RNA from Leptosia nina, 489 nucleotides. The record is from the annotation of a GenBank genome assembly. NCBI's taxonomy places the organism in Eukaryota, Metazoa, Arthropoda, Insecta, Lepidoptera, Pieridae.
AUGGGAACCAACGACAAAGUCCGGCUUAAAAAUAUAGCUUACGAACUUUAUAAGGACGCUCGAAUGAAACUCAAACAAGUAGACGGCUUGAAAGACGAGGCUUGUCCAUUCACGGCGUUUGGUGUUGGCACGCUAAUGGGUACGCUGUUGGCUUUAUUAACUCAACCAGUCUAUUUGUUAAAAUUAAAACAAGAAAGACGAAUUCGUGAAAAGUACAGGUCAAUGAUGGAGUUGUACAGAAUGACGAGGAACAGAUACACAGGUGCAGCUAAAAUCCUUCUGCCAGGAAUAGAACCAUGGAGGCCGUUGCAUUAUAUUAUCAGAUUAGAAGAAAUACGAGCUCUUGAGGUGGAGAUAGACCAACUUAUCCUCGCUUUGGAAUCCUUACCUGAUGAUGCACCGAAAUUCGACCUUAAACUAUUGGUUGGCAAUGCUAAGCCGAAACCGAAAAGCACAACGCCGGAGACGUCCUCUGAAGAAGAAAAAUAA